AUGGAUAAAAUGCAUGCCACUAAAAAGAGGAAAAUAACUAGAGACUUGUAUGAUUAUUUGAAUAAUAUUGCUUAUCCUAAGCCUCCAUCUAAUAGUAGCCCUGAUAAAAAUGACAUACAUAAUAAUAACAGGGUUGAUGGAACCCACGACCAAGGGCAAGCUCGUUCUUUCAACAAUAUUAGUAACAAUGAAGGUAACGGGUUAAGACGUAGUGAAAGAAUUAUCAAUCGCAACAACAACACUAAUGAUACUAAUGCUAAUGAUAACUACCAUGAUCGACCACAUGUGGUUAACCCCAAUAAUGAGCAAAACAAUAGUGACCAGGGUUUUCGGACCGAUCGGUCUUGUCAACAGAACAACCGACGGACCAACCGCAAUCAAAGGAACAGGAGGAAACAAAGGAGGUGA
Messenger RNA from Protopterus annectens (West African lungfish), 408 nucleotides. RefSeq lists its product as uncharacterized. The record is from RefSeq and is a predicted model, not a curated record. The transcript has a single exon. NCBI's taxonomy places the organism in Eukaryota, Metazoa, Chordata, Ceratodontiformes, Protopteridae. Bases 1 to 408 code for a protein of 135 amino acids.